GAGAAAGGAAAACACAAGCAGCACUGCUUCACCACUCAUGAAGCUUUACCCGUGCAGUUGUGGUCUAGGGGCUUGAAUCCAGUUUCUUGCGCAUGGUAACGUGCGCUCAGUCAUGUGCACCAUGACCCGGUUCCCCCUGAAUGUGCUUCUAAGGAGGAAAUCUCUAAAGGGAUAUCCUUAGAUGAGGUGAUAGCAAGUGGGAAGCAAGAUGGGGUUUCCCAUUCUUGGGGGCUUUUGCUCAUUGAAUGGGGAGUCCCCUUGCCCCUUCUCCCUUUUAGGUUCCCUGAAAGUCUCUUGACAGCUCUUGCCAACUACAUUUGGCUGACUGUCCUUUGAGUAGUCUCUGACUCCCUUGAUCAUCAAUGAGCAAGCCACACCAAGGGUUAAUCUGAGUCACAGGCACAUGAUGUAGAGCUGGGGGUGAGGGGGCUCCACUCCACUCAGUGAUGAUGUAACUUGGGAGACCCCUGUACCUUUCCUUCUACACUUGGGGUUUCUCCCUUGUGGCUUACCCGUUAUUCCAUAGGCUCAGGGAUCGUGUACUUCUCUGUAUAUUUACCAGGGAUCGCUGUGUUUAUGUGCCCAGAACAAGUGUUUGAUGAGUCCCUGGGUGUGGUGGUGUGAGGAGCUAGAAAGCUCAGAAAUGGAAAAUAUUUUACUUUCAGGGUAGCAAAUGAUACAGCUUGCCGAUUUGCAUUUUCCUUUUCACUCUGACUCAUCUGCUCCUCUCCCCACCCUAUUAUUGCCCCUCCACCAACCCCACCCAUUGGCACACCCAGUUUUAGGAAGGGUUAACAUCUGCCUGCACCAAAGCUAGAACGAAAUGUAGAGGAAAGACAUGCUAAGUCUGAAAGGAGAAGGCUGGUCUGAAUUUUUGAGUCACUCAUAAUGGGAAUCAUCAGGCAUAUAUGACAGACACAUAAAUGAUCUCUCAAACAUUACUGAAUGAAUGAAAAACCUGUCACAGGAUGAGGGAUGCAAUAAUAAGAGUAGAAAAAGGAAUUUCAGUCUCUUCAGACCUCAUCCUUUCCUCCAGGUUAAAGAAUGCUAGCAUGUGAAAAGAGGGGAAAUCUCUGGGGACAGUGACCCCUUGGCAGGAAGUGAAACUCCGGAGUCCUGAUUUCAGAGAAAUGUCAUUUGUCAUCAGCUCAAGAAAAGGAGUUUUUCUUUUCGAAGACCACCGCAAGCUCUUCCUGGGGUUGCCCCCAUCAGAGAUUGAUGGGAGGAUGUGAGUCAUGCACACCCAGUUCCCAGUGGUGGCCCAGAUGACAGGGGUCAUUCCCAGUGAGCAGUUAAAGUUUUUUAGUACCAAUUCAGAAUGUUGCCUUCUUUUUUACUUUUGAGGUAUUAGAAACAGCAUCCAGCUGCUAGAACUUUACUGACAUUUCAAAGAAAUAGAACUAGUAUUUUGUUUAUUUUUGCUGCCAGGGCUUUACAUGCAUUCUACUGCUCCCUGUGGACUUUGUUUUUCAAAAUAGUGAAAGACAUAAAGAGGAGACACACCUCAGGACUGCAUCACUGCUUGUGAAGUUUCCCCUUUGCAUAAUGCUCCCUUAUGGUGGCCAGGGUCUCAACUUGGGUCCUCACACAUGGUAAAGUGUGCGCUUGGUGAGUUAUUUCCUAACUCCCUAGUGUUACUGGAAUGGCACCAUGGACAGACAAGCCCCUUUCACAUUCAAGUCAUCUUCACCAUUACUUCCAAAUGAGUUAAGCAGACUGUACCUACUUUAUGAUGAGAUAAAUGAAGCACAGAGAGGUGACUGGCCCAAGGUGACUCAACUAGUAAUGGCAGAAAUGAGACUCACAAGCAGGUCUUGAUUAUUCCAAAGUUUUUGUUGCCUCAAACACACUUCCUUGACUCUAGAAGUUCAUAAAUGAAAUGAGACUAUAGCUUAGACUAGUGCAGAAUGCUUAGGUCCUGGAGGGAUGAAGCAAAGCCAAGGGUAUGAAACCACACCCCAUCUGAGCACUAUAGCAGACCGGUACUUGAGACAUCCAAUAGACGACUGUGAGGUCAGGGGCGGGGCUAGUCCCAGGGUGGGGGCCAGGAGCCCCAACAGCAGUUGAGAGCAUGUGGUGUCCAGGAGGAGGCUACAGCCGGUGAGUAGUUGCUUCUCCCCAGCUGAGAUUUUUCCUCCCCUUGCAUCCCUUUCUAUCCAUUUCCUGACAGCCUAUAGCCCUCCUUUAGUUAUCCAAGCAGAAAUCCUCCCUCCCACAAAGGAUCCUCACAGCGAGCCCACACCUAGAAGUCUACUUGCUGGUCACAGAGACACUUAAGUCUGUCUUCCUUUAUCUGAGUUCCCAGUACUCUUCUUAAAAGCUAAUAUGGUGGUUUUGAUGCAUGAUAAACUUCUGCCUUGUUGGAUUCUGUUGUUCUGUUCUUCACUUUUUUUAAAAUUAAUUUUCCCUCUUGUUGCCCUUGUUUUUUAUUGUUGUUGUAGUUGUUAUUGAUGUCAUUGUUGUUGGAUAGGACAGACAGAAGUGGAGAGAGAAAGGGAAGACAGAGACGGGGAGAGAAAGAUAAGACACCUGCAGACCUGCUUCACCGCCUGUGAAGCAACUCCCGUGCAGGUGGGAAGCCAGGGGCUCAAACCCGGAUCCUUUAGCUGGUCCUUGUGCUUUGCGCCACCUGCGCUUAACCGGCUGUGCUACCACCCGACUCCCUGUUCUUCACUUUUGAGUUAAGCAAAAUCAAACCAUCUCCUUCCUUACCCUGGUCUCCAGAGGAAAUAGUCCCCCUCUCUACAGCUCCCAUUUCCCUUUGUGGUAUUUCCUCCCAAGCUGAAAACCUGCUCCCAAACCUCAUCCUUGAGUUGGGAACCUUUUCUUGUAGUGCCUCUGCACCUGGCUUUCUUAUCUUCACUGAGUGGAAGUGUUUGGUCUCUUCUAGUUCCUUUUCUGAGGGUGUGUUUUAGGCUUUACCUUCAAAAACGUGAUGAAUUAAAGCCUUGCAGCCUGCCUUUCCUCCUCCAUCUCGCUGCCAUUUUAGUCUCUCUGAACCCUUAGCUCCAUGGUGGGCUUUGUGGGAAACAGCAGUUUUUAAAUUCUCCCAUAAAGUUGUGCUUUGCUCCACCCCUGCUAAGAUGACUGACUGGCUUUUGUGAUGAUCUUUUGAUGGGGAUAAGGAAAGCCUGAUCUGUUCAGAUGUGUUUUCCUGCAGAGGGAUUUGGAGAAACAGAAUUAUCAGCAUUUACAUUUUUUAAAGUCAGAGAUCAUCAGCUGGUGGGGGUGGGGAGGGCUAACUAUAAUAUCAAUGCCACUAUUUGACAGAGUUAACUGCCUAGUCUUUAAUAUGCAAAUCCCAAAAUUGGUCUAAUUACCAUUCUACCACCACCACUACCCCACUCUGGCCCCUUAUGAUUUUGGAUAAGCUCAAGUUCUCUUGGGUGAGUUUUAUUUGCUCCAUUUAGGAUAGAGUUCUGAUCUAGAACUAGUCACUCACUUACUCUCCCCUCAUCUCCACAGGCUUGAGAAUAUGCUGGCCCUUCCUUCCCUUUCCACCACGGACCCUACACUGUGACUUUUCAUUCAAAACCUCUGAGAGUGGUAUCCUGGCAAGACACAAUGCCUCUCUCCCCGAUAAGACUCCCUAGCCCCUAUGGCUCUGAUCGGCUGGUACGCCUGGCAGCCAGGCUCCGACCAGCACUAUGUGACACCCUGAUCACUGUGGGGAGCCAGGAGUUCCCUGCCCACAGCCUGGUGCUAGCAGGUGUGAGCCAGCAGCUGGGCCGUCGGGGCCACUGGUCUCUGACAAAAGGCAUCAGCCCUUCCACCUUUGCCCAGCUUCUGUACUUCAUUUAUGGGGAGAGUAUAGAGCUGCAGCCUGGGGAACUGGGGCCCCUUGAGGAGGCAGCCAGUGCUUUGGGAGUACAGUCCCUAGAAGAGGCAUGUAGGAGAGCUCGAAGGGACACAGUGAGAGAAGCACUAGGUCCAGGGCUAAAGGAACACCAGGUGGAGUCAGAGAAACUCAAAAAAGACUCUGAAAGAGGAGUUGGGGGACUUAGAGAGAAGCAGAGAUCAGAGCUUGUUAGAGCUGGUGGGAGCGAAAAUGAGAGUUUGCCUAAGUACAUGCCACUAAAGAAGAGCCCUGAAAUGCUAGAAGCAAUUCAGGACAGUCAGGGAGAGCAGAUGAGAUCAAAGAGGAAACUUAACCAGUUUUCUGUUGACGGCAGGAGAGUAGAUGGGAAGCAAGAAGUGAUCAUGUGUUUGAGGGACAGAUCAGGGAGCGCUGAGGAGAGUCUUCAGGAGUUCGCUGGCUCCUUCCUCCCACCAGGUUCAGUCCAAACCAGUAGCACCUCUAGGCCUUGGUGGGCUGAAGCCCCUUGCUUAGGGGAAGGUCAGCCUACCCUAUGGAGCAUCUUGUUGUUACCACCCAGAUAUGGCACCCCCUUCUCCCAUAGCACCCCCAUCACUGGAGCCUGGCAGGUCUGGCCUUGGGACCAAAGGAUCCCACCACCCUUGAACCCCCACAAAGGGUCCUGGAGUCAGAACCAAUUGACAUCCUCUAGUGCCACCCCAGCUUCCCUUCCCCAGCCCCCUUCACAGUCCAGCCCUGGGGAGAUGCAAGAGUCUGACCAGAGGCACACAGCUGCACUUGCAACCUGUGUGGGUCAUGUGGGCACAGCAGGUCAUCCAUCUCACCAACACUCAUCUCUGCCCCCUCCUGCUCGGCCUCGGCCCUAUUCUUGUUCUAUCUGUGGAAAGAGAUUUUCACUCAAGCAUCAGAUGGAGACACACUACCGAGUGCACACAGGAGAGAAGCCCUUCUCCUGUAGCCUCUGUCCCCAGCGCUCCCGGGACUUCUCAGCCAUGACCAAGCACCUGCGGACGCACGGGGCUGCACCCUACCGCUGCCCUCUGUGCGGGGCCGGCCGACCCAGCCUGUCCUCCAUGCAAGCCCACAUGCGCGGCCACUCCCCCAGCCGGCUCCCACCGGGAUGGACCAUUCGCUCCACCUUCCUCUACUCCUCCUCGAGACCAGACAGGGCGUCGACUUCUCCCUGUAGUUCCUCUCCCUCCGCCACCUGACCAUGUGGGCUUCUUUGGCCACGGCCAAGAGUUCAGUUAAGGAAAGACCGGCGAACUGGCCGCGCCGUGGCUACGCAGUUUAGCAAACUCCGCGCCUAGCGCUGCGGCUGGGAAAGCCUUUUCCCACUUGACGCCGGGCGGCGAGAAGCCUCCUGGGUCGGCGUGGCCGUGUGGGCUGAGGGCAGUGAUGUUUACACGAGUGAAGGCUGCUGUCUGUGAGGGAUUGGGGAAUUGCAUCACCAAAAUAAAGUUUCCAGUGCUUCCUCUCAGCUCAUGAAAA
Messenger RNA from Erinaceus europaeus (western European hedgehog), 5308 nucleotides. RefSeq names its product zinc finger and BTB domain containing 32 (gene ZBTB32). Gene Ontology annotation, molecular function: DNA-binding transcription factor activity, RNA polymerase II-specific; protein binding; RNA polymerase II cis-regulatory region sequence-specific DNA binding. The record is from RefSeq and is a predicted model, not a curated record. The transcript is spliced from 5 exons. Lineage: Eukaryota; Metazoa; Chordata; Mammalia; Eulipotyphla; Erinaceidae. The coding region runs from base 3565 to 5028 and encodes 487 amino acids. Gene Ontology annotation, biological process: negative regulation of transcription by RNA polymerase II; regulation of immune system process; regulation of cytokine production. Gene Ontology annotation, cellular component: nucleus.